Molecule: messenger RNA, 756 nt
Organism: Gigantopelta aegis
Lineage: Eukaryota; Metazoa; Mollusca; Gastropoda; Neomphalida; Peltospiridae
Product: glycine-rich cell wall structural protein 1.8-like
Exons: 5
Coding region: 1-756 (251 amino acids)
Source: RefSeq, a predicted model, not a curated record
AUGAACACCGCCCUGUCCACCGUUCUGUUCGCACUUGUGUGCUGCACUGCUCUCGCCUGGUACCCCACCUACAACUACGGACAUGGUGCUGGUUACCAUGGAGUCGCUGGUCUCCACGGAAUCGGCGGUCUCCAUGGAGCCGCUGGUCUCCACGGACUCGCUGGCUAUGGUGGCCCCGUUUACGGACAUGCCGGAUAUGGCUACGGAUACCCAGGCUAUGGUUACGGAUACGGACACGGAUACGGUUACGGACACGGACACGGGCUUGGAGCUGGACUUGGUUUCGCUGGACACGGACACGGACUCGGAUUCGGGGCACAUGGACUUGGACUAGGCGCCCGUGGACUUGGAUUCGGCGCACGUGGACUUGGAUUUGGAGGACGUGGAUUUGGAUUCGGAGGACGAGGACUGGGAUACGGACAUGCUCUACCGCCCUGUCCACCGUUCUGUUCGCACUUGUGUGCUGCACUGCUCUCGCCUGGUACCCCACCUACAACUACGGACAUGGUGCUGAUUACCAUGGAGCCGCUGGUCUCCACGGAAUCGGCGAUCUCCAUGGAGCCGCUGGUCUGCACGGACUCGCUGGCUAUGGUGGCCCCGUUUACGGACAUGCUGGAUAUGGUUACGGAUACCCAGGCUAUGGUUACGGAUACGGACACGGAUACGGACACGGACACGGGCUCGGAGCUGGACUUGGUUUCGCUGGACACGGACACGGACUCGGACUCGGAUUCGGAGCACAUGGACUUGGACUAG